GAGAAAUUCCAACCAAAUCACACCAUGAGCGGCCUGCUUGCAAAACGAGGCCGUCCGACGGACGAUCCCGAAUCGCUGGGACCCAGUGCAGGACAAAGGUCGCGUCAAGUAGAGCCCGACAGUGAAGAUGGUGUGCAGCCUUCGUCUCGAUGGACCCCAGAGCAGGAUGAGCUUCUUCGCCUUGCCAUUGAAGAAUUCGGCAGCAAAAACUGGAAGGCGAUUGCGGAGCGUGUGCCAGGGCGAAAUCACGCACAAUGCCUCCAGCGCUGGAACAAGGUGCUCAAGCCCGGCCUUGUGAAGGGUCACUGGGCAGCUGACGAAGACGAGAAUCUUGUGAGACUCGUACAAAACUCCACGACUGUGAACUGGGGCGAGAUUUCGAAAUCGAUUGAGGGCCGCACGUCUGUUCUACCCAACAUUCUACACCAUGUUCCAAACCAUGUUGUCAUCUAGAGCCAAGCAGUGCCGCGAGCGGUGGAAAAACCAUUUGGACCCGUCGAUCAAUAAGGGUCCGUACUCAUCCGACGAAGACAUGCUUCUUGCGGCGGCGUACGCGGAGCUUGGCAACCGAUGGACUCAGAUCGCCAAUAGAUUGCCUGGACGCACGGAAGAUUCUGUUAAAAUGCGGUGGAAGGUGCUGAACCCCCAUUCGAGAGCCGUGGCCAAGCCUGGGCGCCCGCCGUUGAUAUCGACGCUAGGCAAACCCAACGACAGCAGAUGCACUACUUCGUCGUCGUCGUCUCCAGCGCCGUCAACAAAUGCACAGAGCGCACACCAACCUACGUUACAGCCGUCAUCCGCACCAUCAGCUGUCGAUCCGAUUCUCCAUGAAUAUCGCGAACCUUCGCCCCAUCCCACCGAAAUGUCGUCAUGGUCGUCUCUCGAUCCCGACUCGGCCGACCUGAUCUCUCGCCGCGCGUCGUCCAUGUUUGAAAGCUUCAAGGAGCGCGAUAGUUCUCUCCUUAGCUUUGCCAGCAUCAAAGCCGAAGACUGGGAAUUCUUUCGCGAGCUUGUGCUGAGCGACCACUUUGCCCAGGCCAUGCCUGCCGCGCCGUCCGAAGUGGUGUCCGUAUUCGACUCAUUCAAGGACAAAAGCAUGACCGACGCCGAGUUUCGCCGACUCGUGGGGGUGAUCGAAAACCCCGACGCAAUUAUGGAGUUUAUCCACGAAACAUACGCGUCGAUGACCGAGACAAACGACGGGUGCCAGUGCGGGUGCGGGGGAGGCGACAAAUUAUGCCGUACGCCAACGUCCGGGUGUCAGCACCAUGACGACCCACAGUUGGUCGCGAGCAUGCAAAACCUAACAUACCACCCCUCGUCGGCCCAACUGGACCAUCGGCACGCCCCCGACACGUUCGACUCGUAUGGUGGUCAGAGCAACUUUCAGCAAACGACGAGUUUAUUUGAGCACCUCGAUCGGUCGGCUAGUUUCGACGGCGACGACGGCGUGGACGUCACCAUGACCCACACGUUUCGAGUGCCCAAACGGCGUGCAUAGACGAUGUCGGACCUGUUUGAAUGCAGUUCCCUAUUUUGCAUCACGUUCUCGUGGAUGCAGCGGA
Messenger RNA from Aphanomyces invadans, 1565 nucleotides. RefSeq lists its product as hypothetical. Gene Ontology annotation, cellular component: nucleus. NCBI's taxonomy places the organism in Eukaryota, Oomycota, Saprolegniomycetes, Saprolegniales, Verrucalvaceae. Gene Ontology annotation, biological process: regulation of DNA-templated transcription. Bases 428 to 1501 code for a protein of 357 amino acids. The transcript has 4 exons. The record is from RefSeq and is a predicted model, not a curated record. Gene Ontology annotation, molecular function: RNA polymerase II cis-regulatory region sequence-specific DNA binding; DNA-binding transcription factor activity, RNA polymerase II-specific.